CACGAAGGUAGAUAAGGUCGCUCCUCCUCUCUCCACUUCCUCGGAUCCGCAACGCAACCCCCUAUCCACUAUUGAACUCGAUUUCGAUCUGCCGUGAAACAUAACCCAGCACCCGAUUUCUCGACCGCCACAACCCCAGAAUGUCGAACCCGCUAGACACCGACGCCGGCUCGGAGCUGUUCAGCAGCUACGAGACCGAGCUGAAGCUGGUGCAAGCCGACCUGAAUCAGAAGCUGGACCAGAUCGCGGAGUCGAGCGGUGAACAACGGAAGUCGGCGAUCAGACAAGCUGAGCGAGCUCUGGAUGAGGCCACGGAAUUGUUGGAUCAAAUGCGCAUGGAGAAACAGAACAUCCCGUCCUCCGCACGGUCGAAGGUCAACACCCGGGUUCGCAACUACGCGACGGAUGUCGACGAGGCCAAGCGCAAGCUGCGAUCGCUCUCGGACGACCGGAAAGCGCUCUUUGGCGAUCGCUACACAGAUGAUCCGCAGGACGAGCAUCUGGAACAAAGACAACAGCUCCUGUCUGGGACGGAGCGCUUGGAGCGCAGCUCUGCCCGGCUCCAGGAGAGUCAGCGCAUCGCUCUCGAGACGGAGGACAUCGGUCGCAACACCUUGGCCGACUUGAAUCAGCAGCGGGAGACCAUCACCAAUGCUCGAGGUCGGCUGCUCGAGAGCGAAGGAUAUGUGGAUACCAGCAUCAAAACUUUGAGGGGCAUGGCCCGUAGGUACUGUCCCCUUACACCUUCGCACACCGGCUUUGCUAUAUCGUCGCAGCCUUUGAUCCAACCACCGGUUCUAACCACUCUGCAGGAUGGCUACGAAUCGGAUAAUCACGAUCGCGAUCAUCACCGUCCUGGUCCUCUUGAUCUUCGCUGUGAUUUACAGCAAAUUCCAUUGAGCGUUGGUUGUGACUGGGCGUUAUUUACAGGUUGCCUUUCUCUUUUCUUUCUUCUAACGACACUACCUGUCUGCUGUCGCAGACACAUCACGGAACGUUGUAUGAUAGCAUCCAUCAGCUCUAAUCAGGCCAUAUGUCAUAGUACCGGUUACAUUGCAAACAAUCCAUAAAUGAGCCAAAUGAGACAAUCCAGCCCGGACAACCAGUAAAUCCAAAAGGGGGGGUAUAAUACUCGCCGCGUAGACAGACUCGCCAAACCAAACCAACCAUCCAACCUAUCCACAAACAAACAAGCCAAUCAACCAAAUCGCACACCCCACCGGCCAAAAGAACCCCAUCACCGCUCCCCAAAG
Aspergillus heteromorphus CBS 117.55 is the source of this 1253-nucleotide messenger RNA. Its product is annotated as v-SNARE protein VTI1. The transcript is spliced from 3 exons. Gene Ontology annotation, biological process: intracellular protein transport; macroautophagy; vesicle fusion with Golgi apparatus. NCBI's taxonomy places the organism in Eukaryota, Fungi, Ascomycota, Eurotiomycetes, Eurotiales, Aspergillaceae. Gene Ontology annotation, cellular component: SNARE complex; late endosome membrane; ER to Golgi transport vesicle membrane. Gene Ontology annotation, molecular function: SNAP receptor activity; SNARE binding. The coding region runs from base 141 to 1070 and encodes 309 amino acids. The record is from RefSeq and is a predicted model, not a curated record.